AUCUCCGGGCGGCGUGGGCCUGGCCGGCGCCGGGGAAGUGUAGUCCGGACGGGGCUGGAGACUGGACGCCGCCUUCACUGGAAGGGGGCGUGUGGCGCGCGUACUUGGUGGGAAACGCUCCUCAGAAGGUUACACACUCCCGGCUUCCAGAAGUUGCGCGGACCCGCGGAGUCACGACCAGCGCUAAGCUUGCCGGGGAGUGCGGCGCAGGCCGGAAGUGCGGCGCGGUCGACACAGGGCUCGCCGGAAAAUGUAGUCCCUCGGGGCGGCCCGGGGCGGUGGCCACACGUCCCGCGGACCGGGUGGCCGAUCGGGCGUGGACCCGUCAUGGCUGGGCCGGGGAGCUCGGGAGGCCCUAUCGGGGCCGGGGCCCUGGCAGGCAGCGCACGGUCCAAGGUAGCCCCGAGCGUGGACUUUGACCACAGCUGCUCGGACAGUGUUGAGUACCUGACACUCAACUUCGGGCCCUUCGAGACAGUGCAUCGUUGGCGGCGCCUCCCGCCCUGCGAUGAGUUCGUGGGGGCCCGGCGCAGCAAGCACACAGUGGUGGCCUAUAAAGAUGCCAUCUAUGUAUUUGGUGGAGACAAUGGGAAGACCAUGCUCAACGACCUCCUGCGGUUCGACGUGAAGGACUGCUCCUGGUGCAGGGCCUUCACCACCGGCACCCCGCCAGCCCCCCGCUACCACCACUCGGCUGUUGUCUACGGAAGCAGCAUGUUUGUCUUCGGGGGCUACACUGGGGACAUUUAUUCCAAUUCUAACUUGAAGAAUAAAAAUGACCUUUUUGAAUAUAAGUUUGCAACUGGCCAGUGGACGGAGUGGAAGAUUGAAGGACGGUUGCCAGUCGCCAGGUCCGCCCAUGGCGCCACGGUCUAUAGUGACAAACUGUGGAUCUUUGCGGGCUACGAUGGCAAUGCCAGGUUGAACGACAUGUGGACCAUUGGCCUCCAGGACCGGGAGCUCACAUGCUGGGAGGAGGUGGCCCAGAGCGGCGAGAUCCCGCCGUCCUGCUGCAACUUCCCGGUGGCCGUGUGCCGGGACAAGAUGUUUGUGUUCUCGGGACAGAGCGGAGCCAAGAUAACCAACAACCUCUUCCAGUUUGAGUUCAAGGACAAGACGUGGACGCGCAUCCCCACGGAGCACCUGCUUCGUGGCUCCCCACCGCCCCCACAGCGGCGCUACGGGCACACCAUGGUGGCCUUUGACCGCCACCUCUACGUGUUCGGGGGCGCGGCAGACAACACGCUGCCUAACGAGCUGCACUGCUAUGAUGUGGACUUCCAGACCUGGGAGGUCGUCCAGCCCAGCUCCGACAGCGAGGUCGGUGGGGCUGAGGUGCCAGAGCGAGCAUCUGCGUCCGAGGAGGCGCCUGCCCUAGCCUCUGAGGAGCGGGGUGGCUUCAAGAAGUCCCGAGAUGUGUUUGGCCUGGACUUCGGCACCACCACAGCCAAGCAGCCUGCCCCGCCAGCCUCCGAGCUGCCAAGCGGAAGGCUCUUCCACGCAGCCGCUGUCAUCUCGGACGCCAUGUACAUCUUCGGGGGCACCGUGGACAACAACAUCCGCAGUGGGGAGAUGUACCGGUUCCAGUUCUCCUGUUACCCCAAGUGCACGCUGCAUGAGGACUACGGGCGUCUGUGGGAGAGCCGCCAGUUUUGCGACGUGGAGUUUGUGCUGGGCGAGAAGGAGGAGUGUGUGCAGGGCCACGUGGCCAUUGUCACCGCCCGGAGCCGCUGGCUCCGAAGGAAGAUCGUGCAGGCGCGGGAGCGGCUGGCCCAGAAACCGGAGGAGGAGGCAGCCCCGGCUCCCAGGGAGGUCCCUGGUGGGGCCGUAGGGGGGGCCCGGCCGCCCCUGCUGCGUGUGGCCAUCCGCGAGGCUGAGGCCCGGCCGUUCGAAGUGCUCAUGCAGUUCCUUUACACAGACAAGAUCAAGUACCCACGGAAAGGCCACGUGGAGGACGUGCUGCUCAUCAUGGACGUGUACAAGCUGGCGCUGAGCUUCCAGCUGUGCCGCCUGGAGCAGCUGUGCCGACAGUACAUCGAGGCCUCUGUGGACCUGCAGAAUGUGCUAGUCGUGUGCGAGAGCGCCGCCAGGCUGCAGCUGGGCCAGUUAAAGGAGCACUGCUUGAACUUCGUGGUGAAGGAGUCCCACUUCAACCAGGUGAUCAUGAUGAAGGAGUUCGAGCGCCUCUCUUCCCCACUGAUCGUGGAGAUCGUGCGGCGGAAGCAGCAGCCGCCUCCCCGUGCCCCCUCAGAGCAGCCCGUGGACAUCGGCACAUCUCUGAUCCAGGACAUGAAGGCGUACCUGGAGGGAGCGGGUGCGGAGUUCUGUGACAUCACUCUGCUGCUGGAUGGGCACCCGAGGCCGGCCCACAAGGCCAUCCUGGCCGCCCGUUCCAGCUACUUUGAGGCCAUGUUCCGGUCCUUCAUGCCGGAGGACGGCCAGGUGAACAUCUCCAUCGGGGAGAUGGUGCCCAGCCGGCAGGCCUUCGAGUCCAUGCUGCGUUACAUCUACUACGGUGAGGUCAACAUGCCGCCCGAGGACUCCCUCUACCUGUUUGCGGCCCCCUACUAUUACGGCUUCUACAACAACCGGCUGCAGGCGUACUGCAAGCAGAACCUGGAGAUGAACGUGACGGUGCAGAACGUACUUCAGAUCCUGGAGGCAGCUGACAAGACGCAGGCGCUGGACAUGAAGCGGCACUGCCUACACAUCAUCGUGCACCAGUUCACCAAGGUCAGGGCCCUCCCGGCCCCGCGGGAGCCGCCCUCUCCUCCUCGGGGGCCGCUGCCCCUUGGCCUUGGCCAGGUGCGGGGUGGGGCGCAUGGAAGCUGCUCAUCUCCCACGGCAGUGGGCCCCCCGGGGUUAGCCAGGCAGAGGGCCCGGCCACUGGCCACUCGGAGUCAGCCCGCGCCCUGGCUUGGUGGCGCUCCAGGGAGACUCCGAAGCCCACCCCGGCCCUCAGGAGAAUCCGGUUCCAUCCUGCUUGGGCCUUCUGAUUGCCUCAUGCAGGUUUCCAAGCUGCCCACCCUGCGCUCGCUGAGCCAGCAGCUGCUGCUUGACAUCAUAGACUCCCUGGCCUCCCACAUCUCCGACAAGCAGUGCGCGGAGCUGGGCGCCGACAUAUGAGGGCCCCCGCGGUGCUGGCCCCCUCGAGAGUAACCAUGCCUGCUCCUGCCCUGCCCGCUACAGACUAUGCCGGCCACGCUGAGGCCUGAGGCAGAGUGGUUGGCCCCUAUUGCACUGCUGAGGACACAGGUCCCACAGGGAGUGGAUGGCAAAACAAGCCCCCCAGGCGGAAUCCUCUCCUCAGUUGGAGGCACGGAUGGGAAGCCAGGGCCCAGCGAUGGGAGAGCCCACCACGGAGCUGGUGUGGGGCCACCCAUCCAGCAGGGACAGCAUGGCUUAUGAAUCCGGCCACUGGGUCCUAUUGCCAAGGCCCCUCUGAUGUGGGGGCUACACAGUAACCCCUUGCCUUCACCGAGGUUGCUGUAAGGGCCCCUGCUAUUGCCCGGAGCUUGUGGGUGGGCAACAGUAAUGGGCACAUGGAAUCUGACUCCGGAUGAAUUUUGGGGGGGGGGCGGGGGAAGGGCCCUGAGUCAGCUCCGAGCCUGAGGGGGCAGCCACUCUGGCCCGGGCCUGGCUUCCAGAGGAGUUGCAGGAUCCCACCCCACUGUGUGUACAUCAGGGGCCCCCAGCUGCACCAGGGAAGAGUCAGUGAAGGUGCCCCCCCAGGUCCCCAUCUGUCCCUAAAUAUUCUUUCUCAUAGACAUGCCGUGAAGACCACAGUAGUGCUGAUCUGCUAUGCACACCUCAUGGCCAUAGUCCCUCCCUGAGCGGAGGACGACGGAUCUUGUGGCCCAGGUGCUUGGGACCGACCAGUCGUGUUCGGUUCUCUAUCCGUGUCAGCAACUCCUGCCCCAUGUGGGGUGACCCAGUAGUGGUGGGGAGUGUAGGGGGAGGGCUGUGGCGGAAAUCCAGGCUAGCCGCUCCCCUCCCGAGGGAAACCCUGGAGUCCCAAGGCUGUCUUGCUCCCGCACUGCACCAGAGGCUUCUGCCUAGGCUGGGAAGCUAAGGACUGGCCACCACAUCCUCCCCCAUCCCGCAACAGAAGGCCCUGGGAGUCCACCCUAACGCAGAAAGCACUGGUCUGCCUCCUUUCUGGCAACAAGCACCCCAGGGACCCUCUGCCCUGGCUACCAGGAAGCUACUUUAGGGGAAACAGUCCUUCACAUCCUCCUUCCAGUUGUGCCCCCAUGCAAACAUGGCGCCUGCCACCCCUCGGCCCUUGCUGAAGAACCCCAGGUGCUGUGUACACACGGAUGGGGAGUCCCGGUGGCAGGUGGGGUGCCCUCAGGUGAGGCGAGUCCACAAGGCCGCCAGCAAGCUGAAAUGGCCCGGCGUUAAGAGGAGCCUCUGUGUGUCUAGAAACCUCAGUGAAUGAUCUGCAAACCCUGCUCUACAGUGGACCCCUGUAACCGGUCGCUUGACUUUCUCUUCUAAACAUACGAAUAAAUGGACUUACACACCAA
Messenger RNA from Ailuropoda melanoleuca (giant panda), 4529 nucleotides. It is a transcript of the gene LZTR1, whose product is annotated as leucine zipper like post translational regulator 1. Bases 328 to 3126 code for a protein of 932 amino acids. The transcript is spliced from 20 exons. The record is from RefSeq and is a predicted model, not a curated record. Gene Ontology annotation, cellular component: Golgi apparatus. NCBI's taxonomy places the organism in Eukaryota, Metazoa, Chordata, Mammalia, Carnivora, Ursidae. Gene Ontology annotation, molecular function: protein binding.